Sus scrofa (pig) is the source of this 5086-nucleotide messenger RNA. RefSeq names its product dopamine receptor D3 (gene DRD3). Gene Ontology annotation, biological process: regulation of potassium ion transport; negative regulation of adenylate cyclase activity; phospholipase C-activating dopamine receptor signaling pathway. Lineage: Eukaryota; Metazoa; Chordata; Mammalia; Artiodactyla; Suidae. Gene Ontology annotation, molecular function: G protein-coupled receptor activity; dopamine neurotransmitter receptor activity, coupled via Gi/Go. The record is from RefSeq and is a predicted model, not a curated record. Gene Ontology annotation, cellular component: plasma membrane.
GAGGAGAAUGAUGUAUAUUUUUCUUGAUUUCUGCCCAAGCAUGUCUGUUCUGUAGGCGUCCUGGAGUCCUUCCCAGAAGGCAGAUCUCAAAAAUCUUCACUGCCAAUCAUGAAUACGAGUUCCAUUUACUUCAAAGAAUGAAACUUGUUCAGAGUUACAUGAAUGAAAAAGAACAACUGCUGAUUAUCAUCUCCACUGAUGACCUGAGUAAGAGGACCCCCUCAUUCACCAGUGUCUUUCUGUUCCCUAUAGCAGUCAGGGAAUCUACUAGAGAGGCAGCUGAGUUGAGACUGAGUUGACUACCUAGAUGUGUGACUUUGAGCAGGUCACUUAAUUUCUCUGUCUGUUGCUUCUACAUAGAAUUAGAGUAAGAGUCUUCAUCCCUCUUUAUUUUCCUUUGAACUUUGCCGAAGAAAGGCAUUACAAAAGGGCUGAGGAAAAUUCUACCAGCAACAUUGAUAGCUGCUCUGUAAGGAUACACAAUGUACCCUCAACACAGAAAGUUUAGAAAUGUGGCCUUUCCUGCUACAUUUAUGCAUUAUCAGGGCAGUGUUAUCAUCAGUUACAAUACCACCAAAUGUUAAAGAAAAUAAACAUAGAAUACUCAAAAUGGAACCAUGAUGCUGAAAAGGAGCAAUGAAGACCCUGAGCUCCUCAACAUGACUCUGCUUAAUUCUACACGUACACUCUUUGUUGUUACAUAUCAGACAUGACAAACCUUGACAGUGCAUAUUCUUUUGGUCCCCUAAUCCAAGGGGAGAAGAGUCUGGGGUUUACAUUUAAGCUGGGGCUUCCAAUUUUAGGGCAAUGUUCAAUAUAGUUACACCACAUAACAGUACCUUUAUGUCCCACAAAUCAAGAAGAACCGUGAAUAUGGUACCUAACCUCCCUAAACCUCUGUAUUAGUUUGCUAGGGUUUGCAUUUUUUAUAAAAAAUACCACAGUUUGAGUCAUUUAAACAACAAAAAUAAAUUUUCCCAUGGUUUUGGAGGCUAGACGUCCAAGAUCAACUUGUUGGCAGAUUUGGUUUCUCCCAAGGACUUUCUUUUUGGCUUAGAGAUGGCUGCCUUAUUUCUGUGGUCCCUCAUGGCUUUUUCUCUCUGGUGUGUGUGUCUCCAGGGACACACUGUAUGUGUCUUCCUGGUGUCUCUCCCUCUCCUUAUAAGGAUACCAGUCAGAUUGGAUUAGGGCCCACUUAAUGGCCUCAUUUUCACUUAAUCACUGCUUUAAAGACCUUCUCUCCAGUUACAGUCACAUUCUGAGAUUAAGGCUUCAAUCUACGGAUUUGGGACGGAUACAAUUCAAUCCAUAACAGCCUCUGUAAAAAUGGGCAUCAUGAGAAGUUAUGUAAGAUGCAGAUGGAACCAUGAAUUAGAAAAUGGCUUGUAAGUCAUCAUAACAAUACUGUACCAAUGGCAUCAUCAUUUUUGUCAUCAUAAUUAUUAUUAUCUAUGGUACAUUGUCAGACUUCUGGGAAAUCUAAAUUUUCCAUCUUUGGAAGAAUUAUAGCAUAGCGGUUAAGAGAACAUGCUCCAGAAUUAAGACAUCUCGACCCAAAUCCUGGCUCUAUUACUUUUUAGCUGUAUGGCUCUCAGAAAUGAUUUUUAACCUCUCUAAGCCUCAAUUUCCUAUCUAUAAAUUAGGGAUAUAAAAAUAGUACCUACCUUUUGGGUUAUUGAAAGGAUUAAAAGAGUGCAUAAAAUGACUGGCUGCUAGUACCUGCUCAAUAAAUGAUGGCUGCUAUUAGUAGCAAUAUUUAGAGCUUGUUGCUGCUGCCUUUCUCAGCCAGCAGAGGUCUCCAUCACAGUCAAACCAGGGCUAGCUUCCCCAUGACAGUAUGCAGGGCUGCCAAGCAAACCCACUGUUGCCAGAGAAAGUGGUAAAAGAAUUUUUACCACCCUCUCUGAAAGAAGGAGAAGAAAUUGAAGGCAAGAGAGUAGGGAGUAGUUAGAAUUCCAUGGUUAACUGUUAUAUGAAUAGGUGACCAUGAAUUAAGAUUGUCUAAAUUCUAGUAUUGCUUCAGAAACUUUCACUCACUGCCCCUCACUGCAUCCCCCUUAGCCAGUUAUAAAGUUGAGUUUAAAAAAAAAAUUACUCACACAUACCUCAAAAGAGCAGUAGGAAUUAACUGGCAAAUGUUUCUGUAAAGUUCUCCGAAAACAUGGAGUGCUGCUAAAUAAACACUUAAUAUUUCUCAUGGUAUUAAGCUUAUUUCAUCUUUAUCACCAGUUAUACUUCAAGCCUCAGUUUUGCUUCCACUGUAAUAUAUUUCCUUUAACCUUCUUUUCCAAGACAGGCUUACACCUCCAAGUUCAAUUAUUCUGUCAAUUUUGUUUUAAAUUGUGCUGAUUUCUAUUAAUUACUCAUGGUAUCAAUUUGUUGAUCUUUUCUUUUUUCUGAACCAAUCAUCUUUACACCCACCAAAAGCUGGAAUGACAGUUAAAUUUAAGAAGGUGAGAAUUAUUCAAGAGAAAUUAAAGCACAGAAGUAAAGACAGUGGGAAAACUGAGAUUCAAAAGAGCACUGAGCGGAAAAUACACAUGUACUAAAAAGCAUAGCACAAAGCACAUAGAGGCACAGAGGGAAAAGAGAAGAGAGAGGUAGAAAACGCAUCCUACUUCUGCCUGCUACACCUCUCUUUCAGCACCAAGGACAGAGCUUCUGAAGGGCUGACCCAAGAAACAUUCAGUUUAGGGUCCCUCCCAAAUCACCUAGAGAACAUGAUGCAUUCAAAAGCAGCUUUGAAACAUGCGUUUCUGAGUCCUGGGAAAGGCAAAGUUUGCUUUGCUUGAGCAUAUCUGCUGUCAGUAAAUGGCUGCAGGAGCUGAGGUGCUAAACUCCACAGUCUCCAGAAACCAGAAGAAAUUUUCAGGGAAACGUGCUGGGGUCACUCCUCUUCCUCUGGGCCAUGGCGCCUCUUAGCCAACUGGGGGGCCACAUCAACUCCACUUGUGCAGCAGAGAACACCACAGGGGCCAGCCGGGCCCGCCCGCAUGCCUACUAUGCCCUGUCCUACUGCACACUCAUCCUGGCCAUAGUCUUUGGCAAUGGUCUGGUGUGUGUGGCCGUGCUGAGGGAACGGGCCCUACAGACCACCACCAACUAUCUGGUGGUGAGCCUGGCCGUGGCGGACCUGCUAGUGGCCACCUUGGUGAUGCCCUGGGUGGUGUACCUGGAGGUAACAGGUGGAGUCUGGAAUUUCAGCCGAGUCUGCUGCGAUGUUUUCGUCACCCUGGAUGUCAUGAUGUGUACAGCCAGCAUCCUGAACCUCUGUGCCAUCAGCAUCGACAGAUACACUGCCGUGGUCAUGCCAGUUCACUACCAACAUGGCACGGGACAGAGCUCCUGUCGGCGUGUGGCCCUCAUGAUCACGGCCGUCUGGGUACUGGCCUUCGCCGUGUCUUGCCCUCUCCUCUUUGGCUUCAACACCACAGGAGACCCCAGCAUCUGCUCUAUCUCCAACCCUGAUUUUGUCCUCUACUCUUCAGUGGUGUCCUUCUACCUACCCUUUGGAGUGACUGUGCUUGUCUAUGCCAGGAUCUAUGUGGUAUUAAGACAGAGGAGACGGAAACGCUUCCUCACUCGACAGAACAGUCAGUGCCUCAGUGUGAGGCCUGGCUUCCCCCAGCAGUCUUCCUGUCUACGGUUGCACCCCAUUCGGCAGUUUUCAAUAAGGGCCAGAUUUCCAUCAGAUGCCAUGGGGAAAACGGAACAUUCAGAAGACAAACAAUAUCCCCAGAAAUGUCAGGACUCUCUCUUGUUACACCUGCAGCCCCUUUCCCCUGGCCAGACACACAUGGAGUUGAAGCGCUACUACAGCAUCUGCCAAGAUACUGCCUUGGGGAGACCAGGCUUCCAGGAAGGAGAAGGAGAGUUGAAAAGGGCAGGGAGGACUCGGAACUCCCUCAGCCCCACCAUGGCCCCCAAGCUCAGCUUAGAGGUUCGAAAACUCAGUAAUGGCAGGUUGUCAACAUCCCUGAAGCUGGGGCCUCUGCAACCUCGGGGAGUACCACUUCGGGAGAAGAAGGCAACCCAGAUGCUGGUUAUUGUGCUCGGGACCUUCAUUGUCUGCUGGCUGCCCUUCUUCUUGACCCAUGUUCUCAAUACCCACUGUCAAGCAUGCCACGUGUCCCCAGAGCUUUACAGUGCCACAACGUGGCUGGGCUACGUGAACAGCGCCCUCAACCCCGUGAUCUAUACCACCUUCAAUGUCGAGUUCCGCAAAGCCUUCCUCAAGAUCCUAUCUUGCUGAUGGAGAGGAGAGAAGACUCCCUGUGCCCACUGUUAGCUGCCUGGCCACAGGGCUGCUGGCCAGAGUCUGCUCAGAACAACUGUGCCAUGUUCUCUGGCAUGUGGCAGGGAGAAGAUUCCUGGAGCCAGGAUGUCCCUGAGUGGCAGGUGUAACCACCUGCUUCCUCCAGAACAGAAUGUUCUACCUCCACAGCUAAAAUCUGAUUUCAUCCUGGCAGUCUUCAAGUGGUUCAGGGGCCCCCGAGUGAUAAGCAAUAAUUCAGAGAGAAGCAGAUAGAACACGACUCCACACACAAACACAAUUGUCAUCAGAGGCAUGAUUCAUUACAGUGAAGGGAAAAUGAACAGAUCUCAUAAUUCUCAACUUGCCAGGGGUCCUUGAAAUCUCAGCCAGUAAACCAUCUUGCAGAAUAGCCAGGCUCUCUGCCUUCAAACUUCUGAUUAACUGUCAGGCUUACCUUGUAGUUUCAUGGACCCACCCUCUCUGGUCAUUCCUUUUAUUCGCUGCAUCCUGAACUAUAACUGCAACACCAGUGCUUCCUCCUCUCCACAGAAUCUGACUGGCUACAUUUGGUGGGGGAAAUUCUUCACCCUGAGGGAGAUAGGGUCCCACACUGGGGCCUGGGGCUUCAUUUCAAACUGCGCUCUAGCUAAGAAGCCCCUUGGAUUCCAUUCCCAUACUCUCAGUCUCAGCUCCAGAGUAAUCAAGAUAGGGAUGUUAGGAGUUCCCAUUGUGGCUCAGUGGGUUAAAACCUGACAUAGUGUCUGUGAGGAUGCAGGUUGGAUCCCUGGCCUCAUUCAAUGGGUUAAGGAUCUGGCAUCGCUGCAAGCUACA